Humulus lupulus (European hop) is the source of this 1106-nucleotide messenger RNA. Its product is annotated as 2-Cys peroxiredoxin BAS1, chloroplastic. Bases 153 to 950 code for a protein of 265 amino acids. Gene Ontology annotation, biological process: cell redox homeostasis; response to oxidative stress; hydrogen peroxide catabolic process. The transcript is spliced from 7 exons. The record is from RefSeq and is a predicted model, not a curated record. Lineage: Eukaryota; Viridiplantae; Streptophyta; Magnoliopsida; Rosales; Cannabaceae. Gene Ontology annotation, molecular function: thioredoxin peroxidase activity.
GAUUUUGGUUCCCAAAAUGUAUGGAGCCGGUUAGGCCAGAGAUAUAAAACCCUUGGGCACCGAUCUACUUAAAACCCACUCACACUACUUUAUCCUCAUUCCUCACACUCUCACCUUACCAACGACCUAUUAUCCUUUGCUCUUCAAUCAACAUGGCUUGCUCUGCUGCGUCCACUGCUCUCUUCUCCUUAAACCCUAAGUCUUACUCCUCCUCCUCCUCCCUCUCUUCCCCAUCCCUUUCCAUUCCCAAAUCCUUCGUUGGUCUCCGCAAACCCUUCCAAUCGGCGGUUCCAAGGUCAUCUUCCCUCUCUCGCGCCUCCUCUCAUUCCAGGAAGAGCUUCGUCGUUAGGGCUUCUAGUGAACUACCACUAGUGGGAAAUGUGGCUCCAGAUUUUGAAGCCGAGGCUGUUUUCGACCAGGAAUUCAUUAAGGUCAAACUCUCUGACUAUAUUGGGAAGAAAUAUGUUAUUCUCUUCUUCUAUCCAUUGGACUUCACAUUCGUUUGCCCUACAGAGAUUACUGCUUUCAGUGACCGCCAUGGAGAGUUUGAGGCCCUAAACACAGAAGUAUUGGGUGUUUCUGUUGACAGUGUGUUUUCACACCUUGCUUGGGUACAAACAGACAGAAAGUCAGGUGGUCUUGGUGAUUUGAAUUAUCCACUUGUCUCUGAUGUUACCAAAUCUAUUUCAAAAUCUUAUGGUGUGCUAAUUCCUGAUCAGGGUAUUGCCUUGAGAGGACUCUUCAUUAUUGACAAGGAAGGUGUAAUUCAGCACUCUACAAUUAACAAUCUUGCCAUUGGUCGCAGUGUUGAUGAGACUAAGAGAACGUUACAGGCCUUGCAGUAUGUGCAGGAGAACCCAGAUGAGGUUUGCCCUGCUGGAUGGAAGCCUGGGGAGAAGUCCAUGAAGCCAGACCCCAAGGGCAGCAAAGAGUACUUCUCAGCCAUAUAAAGAGGGGCUUUUACUUGAUUGCCUAUUUCAUAUGAGUGUCAAUUAGGAAGGUGUAAUCUAAUUUUGUUUGUCAGAUGUCUUAAGUUAAUUUUUGUGAAUUUUGAGUGAAUCUGUCGAAAUAAAUGCGGUGAUUGGCACUUGCCCAGAUUUUCUGCA